AUGGAUUCGUCUUCCAUGCCUCAGGCACUCAAACUGUAGUCAUGUCGCAACGCUGGUCCUCAAACUGUAACAGCUGUGCGAGCCGCCUUUUGACGGUGAUUUUUGUGGUCCAUCUGCUAAGUGCGGUGCAUGCCGUCAACCAAAUCGAUGUGGAAUCAGAUCUACGACGUUUGCUGGGAAGCUGCGAUAUGAAGAGCAGAGACUUCAACGAUUGCAUGCAGCAGGCUUUAAACGAUAUGCGUUUGUACUUCAAAACAGGCAUACCCAUCUAUCACAUAAAGCCCUUUGAACCCCAGCAUUCUGACUAUGUGGAACUGCGGCGAGGAGUCGCCGGCAUCGCACAUGGCCUCGGCAGCUUUGACCUCAUUUUGCGUAAUGUUUCCGAGUACGGUUGGUCGAAAUCUAAGGUGACCAAGUUCGAAGCGAAAUUCGAAGAUCAGAGCAUUGUCUUUUCGCAAUAUUUCAGUGACAUAAGCUUGGAGGGUCUGUACGAGUUCAACGCCUCGGUGGUGGGCACAGAGAUCAAGCGACGCGGUUCCUGGAAUCUCACUCUCAGUGAUUACAGUCAAACCACCACUAUCGUACGCGCUGGCGGGCCUGGUUCUCUUCUGAAGGUCCUUGUGGAAAUCGAUCGCAUUGGAGGCCUGAAAAUUCACGCUACGAAUCUCGUUGGGCCGUCUGUAAACUGGAUGGCCGACACCAUCUUUAACAGCAUGUGGCAGGUGGGUCUGCACUUUGUCAAGUCCAUGAUCAAUGAGCUGAUGAGCACGGCCUUCACGGAGAUCUUCAACGAAUCCUUUCGUUUCUUUCCCCUCGAGAAGUUCUUCAGUGCAACCUGAUCUAGUUUUAAAAAUAUCUACUCGUAAUACUUAAUGAAAAGCACUAGAGCAAGGCUAGUUAAAUAAAUCUUUAAACAUCUGGCCAACUGCUGUGUCUUAGGGGCAAACAUGA
Drosophila miranda is the source of this 951-nucleotide messenger RNA. RefSeq lists its product as uncharacterized. The transcript has 4 exons. The record is from RefSeq and is a predicted model, not a curated record. Bases 42 to 839 code for a protein of 265 amino acids. NCBI's taxonomy places the organism in Eukaryota, Metazoa, Arthropoda, Insecta, Diptera, Drosophilidae.